AUGUAAAAAUAAUUUGAAGGAUAUAAUAAUUUAGAAGAGUAUUUCUUAGAAGUUGAGUAGAUUAUAGGCAAUGUAAGAUAUAAUAGUUAAUAGUCUUAGAAUGUCAAUCCUUAUGACAUUAAAUGUCCAAUAUGUUUAAAUGUAUAUUUGGAUCCAAUUUCAUGUGACUCAUGUAUGAAUCAUUUUUGUAAGAAAUGUUACUAAAAGAAAUAAGUAAUUAUAUAAUGAUUAUUAAAAAGAGUACAAAAUGUCCUUUAUGCAAUCGUCUUGGUGAAACAAGAAAAGCAUUUCCACUUUUAAGAUAAUUAUUGAGUUAAUUAAAAAUGAAAUGUCCUCAUUUUAAUUAAGGUUAUGAUAGAAUUAUAAUUAUAGGAUGUUAAGUAAUUAUUGAUUAUGAUGNAAUUAUUUAAGCUUCUACUCUUUUCUAUUUUUAAUUAUAAUUUAAAAUUUGA
This is a messenger RNA of Paramecium primaurelia, 452 nucleotides long. Lineage: Eukaryota; Ciliophora; Oligohymenophorea; Peniculida; Parameciidae. The record is from the annotation of a GenBank genome assembly.